Molecule: messenger RNA, 1462 nt
Organism: Pyrus x bretschneideri (Chinese white pear)
Lineage: Eukaryota; Viridiplantae; Streptophyta; Magnoliopsida; Rosales; Rosaceae
Product: polygalacturonase
Exons: 9
Coding region: 1-1308 (435 amino acids)
Biological process (GO): pectin catabolic process; fruit dehiscence; anther dehiscence
Molecular function (GO): polygalacturonase activity
Source: RefSeq, a predicted model, not a curated record
AUGCAAUUGUGUCUGUGUCAAAAAGUGAAAGUUACAAUGUUUUCACAAAACCAGUUUCUCUCAGUACUUCUCAUAAUAUUAGCCUCAUUUCCCUUCUCUUUUAGUAGUGACCUAGGGAACCCACUAGUUGUACUUGAUCUUCAUCGUCACCAUCGAACAAGAAGGCUUCAAUCAACUUCAGCAGAGAAUGUUACUGUAAAUGUGGAUCAUUUUGGAGCAAAAGGAGAUGGAGGGGAUGAUACCCAGGCAUUUAUGAACGCCUGGGAGAAGGCUUGUUCUUCUAAAAGAGGUGUUGAGCUUGUGGUUCCUAAGAAUAGGGUCUAUCAUCUGAAGCCAAUGAAUUUCUCCGGCCCUUGCCAAUCUGAUGUCACGCUCAAGAUCUAUGGAACCAUCAAAGCCUCUACCAAACGAUCAGAUUAUACGGACUUACGGCAUUGGAUUUUGUUUACAAAUUUGACUAACUUCAGAGUUGAAGGUGGUGGCACCAUCAAUGGCAAUGGAAGGAAAUGGUGGCUAAACUCAUGCAAAGUUAACGAAUCCCUUCCUUGCACGCUCGCACCAAAUGCCGUGACUUUCUUCGGGUGCAACACUUUGGAAGUAGACAAUGUGAGGUUCCGAAAUGCCCAGAGAAUGCAUCUAUCUUUUCAGUCGUGUGUGAAUGUAAAAGCUUCGAAUCUUAUAGUGACCGCACCAGGCGAUAGCCCAAACACAGAUGGAAUCCAUGUCACAGCAACACAAAAUAUUCGGAUAAGCAAUGUCCUCAUUAGAACAGGUGAUGACUGUAUUUCGAUAGUAAGUGGGUCAAAAAAUGUUCGAGCUGAUGAUAUAACCUGCGGACCAGGUCAUGGAAUUAGCAUUGGAAGCUUAGGAGCUGGAAAUUCACAAGCAGAGGUUUCAGAUGUGGUGGUUUCUAAAGCCAAAAUUAUUGGCACCACUAACGGAUUAAGAAUAAAGACUUGGCAGGGCGGGUCUGGGUAUGCAACAAACAUCAGAUUCAAAAAUGUUAUGAUGGCCAAUGUGAGCAAUCCAAUUAUCAUCGACCAAUACUAUUGCGAUCAGGAUUCACCAUGCCAAGAACAGGCUUCAGCUGUGAAAAUAAGCAAUGUGGUAUAUGAGAAUGUGAAAGGCACAAGUGCUUCAAAAGUGGCAGUGAAAUUUGACUGCAGCAAGAGUUUCGGAUGUCAAGACAUUUUGUUAAAAGACGUAAACCUAAGAUCUUUAGCCAAUGAAAUUGCCCAAGCUUCGUGUGAGCAUGUCGAUUUAAGCCAUAGAGGAACGGUUUCUCCAAAAUGCUCUUCGUUAAUUUAAUGAGUAAAUUAUAAAAUUGGUUCAUGAACUUUCACCAUAUAUAGUUUAGACUUCGUCUUUAAGAAUGUGAAAAAUUGGUCCUUCCAUCCGAAAUAUGGUGAAAAUUCAGGGAUUAAUUUUAUAAUUUACACUUAGUUUAAUUGAUGUUGUGGGG